Molecule: messenger RNA, 737 nt
Organism: Sorex fumeus (smoky shrew)
Lineage: Eukaryota; Metazoa; Chordata; Mammalia; Eulipotyphla; Soricidae
Gene: GSTP1
Product: glutathione S-transferase pi 1
Exons: 7
Coding region: 51-683 (210 amino acids)
Biological process (GO): glutathione metabolic process
Cellular component (GO): cytosol
Molecular function (GO): glutathione transferase activity
Source: RefSeq, a predicted model, not a curated record
GCUCCCGCGCCUUCAGCCUCCCGCACGUCCUCACUGCCUCGCCCGGAGCCAUGCCGCCUUACACCAUCGUCUACUUCCCCGCUCGAGGGCGCUGUGAGGCCAUGCGCAUGCUGCUGGCUGACCAGGGUCAGAGCUGGAAGGAGGAGGUGGUGCCCAGGGAGACCUGGAUGCAGAGCCCGCUCAAGGCCUCGUGUCUGUAUGGGCAGCUGCCCAAGUUCCAGGAUGGAGACCUCACGCUGUACCAGUCCAACGCCAUCCUGCGGCACCUGGGCCGCUCUCUGGGGCUUUACGGCAAGGAUGCGCGGACAGCGGCCCAGGUGGACAUGGUGAAUGAUGGCGUGGAGGACCUCCGCAAACGCUGCGGCCACCUCAUCCACCACAACUAUGAGGACGGCAAAGCCCAGUACAUCCAGGAGCUGCCCGGGCGCCUGAAGCCGUUUGAGACUCUACUGGCCCAGAACCAGGGCGGCCAGGCCUUCAUCGUGGGCGACCAGAUCUCCUUCGCCGACUACAACCUGCUGGACUUCCUCAUGGCCCACCAGCUCCUGGCCCCCGGCUGCCUGGACUCGCUGCCGCUGCUCUCGGCCUACGUGGCCCGCCUCAGUGCCCGGCCCAAGCUCAAGGCCUUCCUGGCCUCCCCCGAGCACGUGAACCGCCCCGUCUUUGGAAGCCGCAAGAUCUGAGCCCUUGUGGCUCCCCAGCAAGAGGGACUGUCCUGAAGCAGCAAUAAACACGCA